This is a messenger RNA of Nicotiana tabacum (common tobacco), 1478 nucleotides long. The record is from RefSeq and is a predicted model, not a curated record. NCBI's taxonomy places the organism in Eukaryota, Viridiplantae, Streptophyta, Magnoliopsida, Solanales, Solanaceae.
UAACGCCUAAUACAUUGAAGAAGAGAUAAGAAAUGAGCGCAUCAAUACACAUAUAGAGAGACCCCCCCUGUAUCUCGCCCCUUGACAGGAGAAGAAGAGCCAUUUCAAUGGUUUCUUCUUAACAAACACUAGCGAAACCUCACUCCCUUCAACAUCUGAUCUUCUUCACCCAUGAAAUAGCACCUUAGAAUUUCCUGAACCAUCACCCUAAUCUCUAAGGCAUACAUAAAAUCAACCAUGAACCAUAGGAGGAUAAGAGGCAGCCGAAAAAUCCCUUCCUCUAGGCCUACUGCUACCUCCAAUUUUCCAAAAUCAAAGACCCUCAAACUCUGAUUUUCCAACAUUCAAACACACGCACAAGCGCACAUAUGGACAGAAACAGUGACGAGAAGGAGAGAUCAGUGAGGCAUCCGAUUCAAGAUUCUGUCCGCGGAUCUGAUUCGUCGCCAAGGCUCGACGUUCGCUGCUGUGUUAUCCGGCUUGUCGGAGGUUUUCGUUUGUUGAUACAUUGAAGAAAGGAGAUGCGUUCAACACUUUUAAAUCAGUCUGGAGUUAGAUUUAUUAGUGGCAUUAUCUGCAAGUCCAAGGUUGUUCAAUUUGAAAGAAUGUUGUUUCGUGCUACAAGGGGUAAUAUGCUUUUCAAUCAGGCAGUUGCUGAUGAUGAAAUACUGGAUCCUUCCUCAAACGAAAUGGUUGAGAAAGUAGUCUUUGUAGUAUUCUUUUCAGGUGAGCAGGCGAGAACAAAAAUACUGAAAAUAUGUGAGGCAUUUGGUGCAAAUCGCUAUCCUGUUCCUGAAGACACGACAAAGAGAAGGCAGAUAACUCAAGAAGUUUUGUCUCGACUAUCUGAAUUAGAGACCACUUUGGAUGUUGGACUGCGCCAUAGAGAUAAGGCUUUGACCUCCAUAGGAUAUCACCUUUCAAAAUGGAUAAACAUGGUUAAAACACAAAAGGCAGUGUAUGACAUGUUAAAUAUACUAAAUUCCGACGUUACAAAGAAGUGCCUUGUGGGUGAGGGCUGGUGUCCAAUAUUUGCGAAGACCAAGAUACAAAGAGGCUUUGCAGCGUGCAACAUUUGAUAGCAGUUCACAACUGGGCAUUAUAUUUCAUGCGAUGGAUGCUGUGGAGUCACCUCCAGCAUACUUUAGGACAAACAGUUUCACAAAUGCAUUUCAAAAAAUUAUUGAUGCAUAUGGUGUUGCUAAAUACCAGGAGGCAAAUCCAGCUGUGUAUGCCAUUGUUACAUUUCCUUUCCUUUUUGCUUGUGAUGUUUGGGGACUGGGGUCAUGGAAUCUGCUUGCUGUUGGGAGCAUUAGUUCUUAUCGCAAGGGAAAGCAAACGUAGUUCUCAGAAACUAGGCAGCUUCAUAGAGAUGCUCUUUUGGGGUCGCUAUGUACUCCUGUUGAUGUCAAUAUUUUCAAUUUACUGUGGCUUGAUAUAUAAUGAAUUCUUCUCAGUUCCCUUUCACAUAUUUUGUG